ACCCGGUUAACUAAUUAUGCUCUCCUUAAAUACAGUAGCAUGCUGGACACAAGGGAGGAAGAAGCAGAGGCGGUCAGAGGAACGGCGGAUGCAGAGGGAAAGAUUGUGUGGAGAAAAGAAAUAAAGAAAGAAUAAACUGAAAACGUGGUCUCAGCGUGUGUCUCAGGGCCAAGGGAACUCACAGUAGCACGAUUCGGCUACAACCAGCGCCCAACAUGGGGCUAGAUUAAGACAAUUCACGCAGGGAGAUAAAGUGCUUGUAUUACUCCCUUCGUCCAGCUCCAAAUUACUCGCCAUGUGGCAAGGACCCUUUGCGGUCACACGGCGUGUCGGCGACGUGGACUAUGAGGCUGUGCAGUCGGAUAGGGGAGGGGCAACGCAGAUCUACCACCUCAACCUCCUAAAAGCAUGGAGAGAGGUGGAGCCUGUUGCUCUGGUGACGACGGUGGGUGAGAGAGAUGAGUUUGGGCCUGACAACCAUCUCACACUGUCCCAGAGAACAGACGUUGCCGAGUUGCAACGGCAUGUUGCCGACGUGUUCUCCCCCCUUCCGGGUCGCACCAACCUCAUUGAGACUCACCCGGGAGUGAUGGUGCGUUCAUGGCCCUACCGGUUGCCUGAGCACAAACGGAAAAUGGUUCAGGAAGAAUUAAAGGCCAUGCUGAAGAUGGGGGUAAUAGAAGAGUCCAACAGUGCCUGGUGUAGCCCCAUCGUUCUUGUAGGCAAGAAGGAUGGGACCAUACGGUUCUGUGUGGACUACCGCAAAGUGAAUGAUGUGUCACGAUUUGAUAACUAUCCAAUGCCUCGGGUCGACAAGCUCCUGGAUCGGUUAGGCACUGCUCGUUUUUUCACGACACUGGAUUUGACCAAGGGCUACUGGCAGAUUCCCAGUCUCCAGAGUCUAAGGGAAAGACGGCCUUCUCCACUCCAUACGGGUUGUACCAAUUUACAACACUUCCGUUCAGGUUGUUUGGGGCGCCGGCCACCUUCCAACACCUCAUGGACCGAGUACUGUGUCCGCACACUGCAUAUGCAGCCGCCUACCUAGAUGACGAUAUCAUCCACAGUGACAGCUGGGCGGAGCAUAUGCUGCAGGUGGCUGCGGUGCUCGGGUCAUUGAGGCAGGCCGGUCUCACUGCCAAUCCGAAGAAGUGUGCGGUUGGUUGGAGGGAGGUACGAUAUCUGGGGUACCACUUGGGCGGUGGGCAGGUGCGCCCCCAGGUAGACAAGACGGCUGCAAUUGCCACCUGCCCGAAGCCCAAGUCAAAAAAAGAGGUGAGGCGGUUCCUGGGGCUGGCCGGCUAUUACUGGAGGUUCAUUCCCAACUUCGCAGAGCUGACCAGUCCCUUGACUGAUCCCAGAAAAGUGCCUCAGAUGCGGUCUAGUGGAAGGAGCAGUGCCAAAUGGCAUUCGAGAGGGUAAAACAAGCCUAACUUUUCUCUCCCUUUUGUUCUGCAGACUGACGCGUCGAACAGAGGAGUGGGGGCCGUUUUGUCCCAGCAGGUGCAGGGUGUCGACCGUCCGGUCGUAUACAUCAGCCGGAAGCUGUCAGAGAGGGAGGCCAGUAGCAUGCUGGACACAAGGGAGGAAGAAGCAGAGGCGGUCAGAGGAACGGCGGAUGCAGAGGGAAAGAUUGUGUGGAGAAAAAGAAAUAAAGAAAGAAUAAACUGAAAACGUGGUCUCAGCGUGUGUCUCAGGGCCAAGGGAACUUAGUAGCACGAUUCGGCUAUACUGUUAUUUAAAAAUUUUUAAUUAUUGUUUUUAUCCCUUUUAUCGAUUUGAUUUGUUUUUAUUUUGUUGUCUUUUUAAAUAUUUUAUCCACUUUUCAGUCUAGCGUUUAUCUAACUCAUUAUUAUUAUACUUUGUUCUGUCUUUUAAUCUAUUUUAUUUCACUCUAUUAUGGUCUACACUUCUCGUGUUGUCAGUCAUGUGAAGCACUUUGAACUGCAUUAACCUGUAUGAAAGGUGCUAUACAAAUAAAGUUUGAUUGAUUGAUAUGUUCUGUUUGUCUGUGUGUGUGUUAUAUGUUGUGAGUUAAAUACAUAUAAUAAACAAUAAUUAAACAAGAAGGAAUUUCAGUGCCUAAUGUCAUCACUUGGCAGAGCCUAUGCCUUUGUUGUUGUUGAAACAAAUAUAUUCAGAAACUAAUUUGGUGACCAAAACACUGAUACUGAAAAUAUUUCAGUCUAAAUAAUAAUUGUUUUUGACUAAUGGUGAAUUGCCUUACUAUUAUAAGUGCCCCAGACCAAAAAGUGGCACAGCCAAAUUCCUUUCUUAUGAAAUUGGUGGUGUUCAAAGGAGCUACUGUAGCUAGCAAACAAACUGGUAAGAUGCUAGCUCACCAGGUAAAUGCUAGCGGGGCCAACUACCAAAAAUAUAUGUCCAACCACAGUAGCCCACCAAGCUAGCAGCUGGCUUGGUCACUGACUAGACAAAAAGUUAAUACAAUGUGUUCAAGAGAUGUAUUUGUAUCAUUGAGUCCUGUGUGAUGACAGUCCGCAGACCAUGCUUCUUUUGUGGGCCAGUUUAUACUGGAUAUACAGCUAAUAUAACAGCUUCCUCUGUUUUCAAAAGGGUCCAAUUGCAGCACCUCAGACCACUCUCCUCAUUUGGGGCCUCAGGAGGGAGGUCAUGCUUAAACCUGGCUCACAGAACUAGGGGCCCCAGGAGGGAGGACUGCAGUUAGACCCUUCUCUCUGUUUUGGACUCUCUGGUCAGCACCAUAGACUAUAUAAAACAUGGAUGUAGUCUUCAUGACAUCACCCAUAGGUUUCUGAAGAGCCUUUGUGAAGCUCAAUGUGGAAGGCUACGCCCAUCGCCAUCUUGGCAGUCCCUGACUCUGGCUAAUCCAAAAAUGGGUAAAGAGGUGGAGCUGAGGUGGGCUGAAUGAAGCCUGGUUGCUGACAUCACCUAGCGGCUAGCCACCUGAGAGGGCACCUACCUAUCAUUCAAAGCUGCCCUUAAUUAUGCAUAACUUUAAGCUCAGAGUUGAACUCUGUUGGGAUUUACUCAUAGAUGUAUAAUAAGAUCUGGAUACGGCACAGCCGCUCAGCCUUCAGCUGGGCCAGAUGUCUUCAGGUCCUCUCACACACUGUUUAAUUCUUCUUCAGUAAA
Molecule: messenger RNA, 3114 nt
Organism: Siniperca chuatsi (mandarin fish)
Lineage: Eukaryota; Metazoa; Chordata; Actinopteri; Centrarchiformes; Sinipercidae
Exons: 2
Coding region: 296-1048 (250 amino acids)
Source: RefSeq, a predicted model, not a curated record